AUGGCUCCUGCUGCUGUCAAAAGCCCAUCAGGAGUGCAAGUCCCUGGAGAACCAAGGAUUGAGAGGGGGCUCAGUUUCAUUCUUGUGAAUUUAUGUGUGACUAAGCGAGGACAGGCUGCUCUGGAGCUACUGAAGGUCUUUGAUGGUAUCCCACCUCCUUACGAUAAGAGUAUGGUGGUCCCUGCUGCCCUGAAGAUUGUGCACUUGAAGCCAACACGCAAGUUUGCGCUCCUUGGCCGCCUUGCCCAUGAGGUUGGCUGGAAGUACCAGGCAAUCACUGCCACCCUGGAGGAGAAGAGGAAGGCAAAGGCCAAGCUGCACUAUAACAAAAAGAAGCACGUCAUGAAACUGAAGAAGCAAGCAGAGAAGAAUGUUGAAAGUAAAAUUGCAAGGUACACAGAUGUCCUGAAGAAAUAUGGUAUCCUCGCAUAAACAUGCCCACAGAUCUUAAC
Messenger RNA from Rana temporaria (common frog), 452 nucleotides. Its product is annotated as putative 60S ribosomal protein L13a protein RPL13AP3. Gene Ontology annotation, biological process: negative regulation of translation; translation. NCBI's taxonomy places the organism in Eukaryota, Metazoa, Chordata, Amphibia, Anura, Ranidae. The record is from RefSeq and is a predicted model, not a curated record. Gene Ontology annotation, molecular function: structural constituent of ribosome; mRNA binding. Gene Ontology annotation, cellular component: ribosome; cytosolic large ribosomal subunit.